Messenger RNA from Colletotrichum phormii, 1746 nucleotides. Its product is annotated as ferritin-like domain-containing protein. The coding region runs from base 348 to 1460 and encodes 370 amino acids. NCBI's taxonomy places the organism in Eukaryota, Fungi, Ascomycota, Sordariomycetes, Glomerellales, Glomerellaceae. The transcript is spliced from 2 exons. The record is from RefSeq and is a predicted model, not a curated record.
CUCGAGAAUACAACCGUUUACAGCUAGUAUUGACGAGUCUAAGACCGUCGCCUCUUGGAUUGGAAUCCAAUCAACUCCAAGAAUUGACAGCGGGAAGUCAGAUCCUCACUUUAGACAUUGACAUUGACGUCAAGUUGGAUGAGAGAUCUUACUUACAAGUGCGAAACCCGUUCGGGAGACGACGACUUCCUUGGCCUUGAGCUCAAUGAGAAAGUUGUAUAAAUUCGGCAUGCUUCCUUUGACAACCAUGCAGUUAGUAGCAUCUUCCACAGCAGUAAAGUAAGUACUCAACUAUUUCACGAUAACUCUCACACCUUAGACCUAAACUCCACCACACCCAAUCAGCCAUGAUGCGGACAUCUAUUCCCUCAAUGCUACUCGGCUCGUGCCUAGCGAUGCUACCUUGGUCUGCUACAGCAGCACCAACGCCGGAUCCGGAAGCACAGAAACUCGCUGAUCCAACAUACGGCCCCAUCCCGGGACAGUCGACCCUCUUCAGCGACUACAAGGGCAAAGCGCCUCCAUUCCCAGGCAAUAUUACUGCCCCGAUCCUUCCUACAGCUUCUGGGGACCCGGGGCCAGACGACCAAGUCUGGCAAAAUCUUUUGGCAGCUGAGUGGGCUAUCUUCAGCUUCUAUCAACAGGGCGUCGAAGCCUUCAACACUUCCUCUUUUGUCGCUGCUGGCUUCCCAAACACAACUUACGAUCGCAUCACGGAAAUCCGUAACAACGAAGCGGGACAUCUGCGCAUCUUCCAGAACCAGAUCUCCAACACCAGUGUCAAGCCGGGGUCAUGCAAGUACGAGUAUCCAUUUGUGGACGCCACGAGCUUCUUGGCAUUGACCACGUACCUCGAAGUCGCCAGCAUGGCUUUCUUGACCGGUCUGGUCCAAGAACCUAAGAGCGAGGCCGCGCGUGGCGCCAUGGUCGCUAUCGCAACAGUAGAGUCGAGGCAUGAGACAUGGUCGUUGCUGGACGUCUGGGGGGCGAACCCGUUCUCUGGACCGAGCGAUACUGUGUUCCCCUACGCCAACGAGAUUCUCGACCUGACAAACGCCUUCAUCGUGCCGGGAAGUUGUCCAUCCACGAAUCCAGAGUAUCCCAGCCCGAACCAGCACCUUCCGGCCAUGUCAGCCGCGACUGGGACAAAAUCUAUUGCUCCGGGGUCCGAUGUUUCGUUCAACUUUACGAACGCAGCUGACCAGCCAGAAUUUGACGACGGAAAGAGCUACUACGCGGUUUUCUUUCACGCUGUUGGAAAUACUAGUGUCUCGGUUGAUGUAUCAGGAUGGGAAUCUAGGGAUCUUGUCAACGUGACAAUUCCAGCCGAGUUCGAGACCAAGGGAAUUAUCAUCGCCGUGUUGGCAGAUUGUCCAGGAGCUCCUGAAUUGGAUACGGUCGUGGCUGGACCCAGUAUAUUACUGCAGCAACCAGCACCCAUUGGUCUGCUUCUGGCUUGAAGAAUGUAGACACCACUGGCCUGGAAUUAUCAUCGCGUAGAGAUUAGUGAUAGGAAUAUGACUCUUUAGCAGAAACCCAUAGCCGGGGCAAUCCGAACCUCGAAAAUCCUAUCACCCAAGUCAUCUACCGCUUGACGGCAACCAGUAGUCUCAGGUUAGUGGUCCUCGUCUCCACCACAGCUUGAGUUUCAAUUCGCUUGACUCCCACCAAACUUGGACUGCGGAAGAGCUCCGGCAGCCCACAGGACCAGCGGGCAUUCAUCUCGCUUGAAUCGGUCUAUUAGUC